This is a messenger RNA of Stegastes partitus (bicolor damselfish), 2167 nucleotides long. RefSeq names its product protein AAR2 homolog. Gene Ontology annotation, biological process: spliceosomal tri-snRNP complex assembly. NCBI's taxonomy places the organism in Eukaryota, Metazoa, Chordata, Actinopteri, Pomacentridae. The record is from RefSeq and is a predicted model, not a curated record. Bases 292 to 1458 code for a protein of 388 amino acids. The transcript has 3 exons.
GAGUAAGGUAUUUUACCGGCAAAUACGCAUUACUACGAAGAUACUAGUUUUAAACCGGGUUUAACGUCACUGGAAUGUUUUAUUUUCGUUGACGGACGUAGUUUUUUUGAAAAAUAGAUCAACCGCACCCAGCAUUAAAAAGCAGCAGCACUCUGUUAGCUGUUACACAUUUCGAGUAAAUGCUUCAGAAUGUUCUGGACAUGAAAGACUGACCGAGCAGGUGGGAGUGAAGUUCAGUUGUUGGGUCUUUUUGUUUCAUUCGGUUAGUAGGGUUGAGUAGCUUGUAGAGACAUGGCGAGCAGCAGCAGCAGUGUGGACAUGGAUCCAGAUGUUGCUCGGAGGCUGUUUGAGGAAGGAGCGACCCUGGUGCUGCUGGGCGUCCCUCAGGGCACAGAGUUUGGCAUAGACUGCAAGAGUUGGCAGGUGGGUCCUCGCUUCAGGGGUGUUAAGAUGAUCCCUCCAGGCCUGCACUUCCUGAACUACUGCUCUGUUAACGCACCAAGCUGCGGAGGAGAAAUUGGCCCCAAGACAGGCCACUUCCUCACUCUCAAACCCAGGGAGAUCUUACUGGGUAACUGGGAUCCUAAAGAGGAAGCUCUGGACUUCUCAGCCUCCAAGAAUGAGGAGGAGGUGAGCCGUAUCCGGGCGACCCUGCGAGAGCUGGAUCCUUACCUGGGCCCCUAUCCCUACGAGGUGAUGAGGAAGUGGGUGUCCCUCACUGACCGUCUCAGUGAAGAGAUGGCCAAUAACCUCCAGCCUCUUUCGGGUCGAAUAUGUGCCUUCGCCGACGUCGUUCCUGAGGUUGAGUUCAGACACACCAAGGACAGGGCAGAGCAGCCAAGGAAUGACACAGCCUGUCAGAGCAUGAGAGAGGGACUGGACAGGCUCCCCAGGAUGAAACAGAGGGAGGGAACAGAGGUGCGUUUCUCUGUCAUCCCCGAGAAGACCUACCCUCCUGGGGCGACUCCGGCCGAGAUCACCAAGUGCAGCAUGGACCUGAGCUAUGCCCUGGAGACUGUGCUGGAGAAAAACCACAAGCAGCAGCCCCUCAACCUGCUAGGUGAGCUGCAGUUUGCCUUUGUUUGUUUCCUGAUUGGAAACGUGUACGAGGGCUUUGAGCACUGGAAGAGCCUGCUGACUCUGUUGUGUCGCUCAGAGGAGGCCAUGCGGAAGCAUAAAGAACUCUAUCUGGGGCUGAUCGCUGUGCUGUACCACCAGCUCGGAGAAAUACCUCCCGACUUCUUUGUUGACAUCGUGUCACAGAACAACUUCCUGACCUCCACACUGCAGGACUUUUUCCAGUUUGCCAGUGGACCCAGUGUCGACGGCACCCUGCGUAAGAGAGCAGAGAAGUUCAAAGCCCACCUGACAAAGAAGUUCCGCUGGGAUUUCGAUGCAGACUUGGACGACUGUGCACCUGUGGUGGUAGAGCUGCCUGAAGGUGUAACAGUGGACUGAAACUGCUCCGCUGUGGAUUCAGUGUACAACGCAGGGACACAGAAGGGGAGCUGUGGAGUACUUACUGCUGGGCACAAAGAUUCUCAGAAAACUUGAGGAAACUUGAGCUGCAGUCGUCCAAAUGACCUAGUUUCACUAACACCAGUAACGCUCUAGAAGAGAGGGGUGACGUUGCUCCAUGUGGGUGGUCGAGUACAAUACACAUUUUUUGCCUGUUAUAAAGAAAGCACGUAACUUAUAAAUCUGAAGUGUUACAGCCAUGGCAGAGCUGCAGUGUAGUAGAGGACAGUGGUGCCCUCUGGUGGUGAUAUUUUUAAGUUUAACUCGUGCCAUCUUUAAAAUCGAUCCCCUUGUGCUUUUAAUCUCAGUUUAAUUUGAAAACUUCAAUGGUAGCAGCUUUGACCAAUGCCAGAUACAAACCUGUUAUCUCCUACCAUAUAGUUAUGUCAUUUCAUGCUGUCAACAACAACUAAUAUUAUAAAAAGUCUACAUAAGACGUGCAGGGUUUAGUGAGGGGAAACUAAAGGUGUAGAGUUUUGGAAACUAAAAUUUUAUAACUAAUAAAGUCACUAAAUAUUGUCAUAUGUUGUUAACGUUCUGCUUUGUAAUAAGAAACUGGUUGAAAUAUCAACUAAACAUCCUGCCAAAACUUUUACUUUUCUGUGAAUUUUAAUAGAAACAGCACAUCUGAAUCAAAGUCGUCGUACAA